AUGAAUCCAAUAUCUAUGCCCUAAUUUAAAGGAGAUCCACUAUUGUUUCAUGCAGUUGCACAUGGUAAUGUUUAGGAAGUCAUUUCAUUAAUUGAAGACAAAGAAGCUAAUGUAGAUGCUCGUAAUAUAAAUGGUGCAACUCCUUUGAUUUUUGCUGUUUAAGCUAAUCAUCCUUAAAUAACAGAACUUUUAUUGAAAUUUAAAGCGAAUCCAAACUUAAAGGAAUAUUAUGAUGUUGGUGAAAAGACUGCUUUACAUUAUGCAGUUGAAAAAAAUUAAUUUAAAUUAUGUUAGUUACUUUUAGAUUAUGGAGCAAAUCCAAGUUUACAAGAUAAAAGAGGUCUAACUUGUUUGCAUUAUGCAGCUAGAUAAGGAUUUAAAUAAAUAGUUGUGUUAUUACUUAAUUAUGGAGUAGAUAUUAAUUUAAGAGAUGAAAAUGGAUUCAAUGCAUCUUAUUGGGCUCAAGUCAAUAAAUUUAAUGAAAUUUUGACUUUGCUGCCUUAACCCAAAUUUAUACCAUCUAAUGAUUUACUUGAAUUUAAGACAUAGAUGAGAGAAAUUCAUAAAAUUGAAAUAGGUAAAAAAAAGAAAAAGAAGAAGAAGUGA
Paramecium sonneborni is the source of this 606-nucleotide messenger RNA. The record is from the annotation of a GenBank genome assembly. Lineage: Eukaryota; Ciliophora; Oligohymenophorea; Peniculida; Parameciidae.